AUGGCGGCUGAGGCGUCGUGCCCCAUCCUGGGCGUGUUUGAGUGCCAGCUCUGCGCUCUGUCAGCUCCCUACAGCUACGUGGGACAGAAGCCCCCGAACACCCGCUCUGUCAUCCUGCUGGAGGAGAGCUAUGUGCUGAAGGACCCCUUCACUGCCGACAGAGACAGGUUCCUGGUCCUGGGCUCCCGGUGCAGCGUGUGCAGCAGACUGGUGUGUGUAGCCCCGGAAUGCAGUUUAUUCUAUUCCAAGAGGUUCUGCCUGCCUUGUGUCCGGGAGUACAUGGACGCGUUCCCCAAGGAGAUCCAGCAGGACGUGGAGAAGAGGCGCGCUCCAGCCAGGGCUCCGGCCAAGACGCCCCGUGCCAAGCUUGGUCAACAGAGCAUAUGCGAAGCGGACACCUUGCCAGCCCUGCUGGGCACUGGCAUUGAUGUGCCAGGUGUGCUUGGCCCCUGGGCUGAGCACGCGUGGGAAGCCUGGAAUGACCUGCUGACCCCCACUCCCACCCCUGGGGCUGGCGUGGCGGCCUUGUGUGCACCCCCUCCCCAGCCAACUCACUUGGCAAGCACAGGGUUCUCGGGACCCCUUGUGUACUGUCUGGAGGACACAGCGGUGGAGAGCCUGAGAGUCCUUGAGUGGCCGUCAUGA
Elephantulus edwardii (Cape elephant shrew) is the source of this 645-nucleotide messenger RNA. It is a transcript of the gene CDPF1, whose product is annotated as cysteine-rich, DPF motif domain containing 1. The coding region runs from base 1 to 645 and encodes 214 amino acids. The transcript is spliced from 4 exons. The record is from RefSeq and is a predicted model, not a curated record. NCBI's taxonomy places the organism in Eukaryota, Metazoa, Chordata, Mammalia, Macroscelidea, Macroscelididae.